Molecule: messenger RNA, 2185 nt
Organism: Antechinus flavipes (yellow-footed antechinus)
Lineage: Eukaryota; Metazoa; Chordata; Mammalia; Dasyuromorphia; Dasyuridae
Gene: TATDN3
Product: TatD DNase domain containing 3
Exons: 10
Coding region: 21-845 (274 amino acids)
Molecular function (GO): hydrolase activity, acting on ester bonds
Source: RefSeq, a predicted model, not a curated record
GCUAGGGAGCCGAGGCAGCCAUGGGAGCCGUGACGCCAGGCUUUGUGGAUUGUCACUGCCACCUCUCCGCGGCCGACUUCGACUCGGAUCUUGAAGAUGUGUUGGAGAGAGCCAAGAAGGCCAAUGUGUUGGCUAUUGUAGCAGUUGCUGAACACUCAGGAGAGUUUGAAAAGAUCAUGCAACUUUCAGAAAGAUAUAUGGGGUUUGUUCUGCCAUGCCUAGGUGUACACCCUGUUCAGGGACUUCUACCAGAAGACCAACGAAGUGUCACUUUAAAGGAUUUAGAUGAUGCUUUGCCACUUAUAGAAAGUUAUAAAGAUCACUUGUUGGCAAUUGGGGAGGUUGGAUUAGAUUUCUCCCCCAGAUUUGCCAGGACUGACGAACACAAGGAGGAGCAGAGACAAGUCCUUAUUAGACAGAUCCAAUUAGCUAAAAAACUAAAUUUGCCAUUAAACGUUCACUCACGCUCAGCAGGCAGACCAACUAUUAAUCUCUUACGUAAAGAAGGUGCUGAAAAGGUGCUACUCCAUGCAUUUGAUGGCCGCCCAUCUGUAGCCCUGGAAGGAGUGAGUGCAGGAUACUUUUUUUCAAUUCCUCCUUCUUCUGCAAGGAGUGAACAGAAACAGAAACUUAUAAAGCAGCUGCCUUUAUCUUCUAUAUGCUUAGAAACAGAUUCACCUGCAUUGGGAUUAGUAAAACAGGAGCGGAAUGAACCUAGGAACAUUUCCAUUUCUGCAGAAUACAUUGCCCAGGUGAAAGGGAUCUCAGUGGAAGAAGUUAUAGAAGUGACAACUCAGAAUGCUUUGAAACUGUUUCCCAAACUUCGGCAUCUUCUUCAAAAAUAACCUGCCAAAUUUCUUCCAGGAAAAUAAUUUCCUAAUAAACCACCUGGUGGCAGCAUUGAAAAAAAAUACAUUUUUUGACCAAAGAAAGAACAUGGUCUUUAUAUGGGCCACCAGCAUAGAAUUAUGGAUAACUUUAAAUUGUUAUUAGUUCAGUUUAUGAAAAAUAAACUCGAUUGACAUUUCUGGAUCCAGGGUUUAGCUCCAGUUCUGCCACUGACUGUGUAUCGUUUAAAAGUUAAUCAAAUGGUUAGGGAGGAGGGUGGGAACAAAUUCAGCUAUUGUUACUCUUGCUGCUGCUUUCAUUAGUGCCUUAGAGAUACCACAAAGUGAUAUUUAUUUAGAUAAAGGAAUUCAUAUAGGUGAGAAACAGACUCUGCCUAACUUAUUUCGUUUAGUUCUGGGCAACUGCCAUACCCAAAUGUCUAACUAAAAAUGUGCCAUUUUUGUUUCAGUCUGAUUUUGUCACAUUUCAUUUUUUUCAAAUAAAUUAAGAAAAGUUUGAUUUUAAAUAUCACUGAUUUUUUACUAGCUACAGCAAUAUUAAUUUUUACAUUUAUAAUGUGAAGUAUACAUAUAUAAUGGAACACAUAAAUUUAUAAUUUUCAGAAAGAAUUUGUGUAAUUUUGAAAUUACUAUUGACAAAUUGCCAUUUGAGUCCUGUAUUAAUAAAACUUGAUAUAUAAAGCUAUAAAGAAUGUGAGCCAAACAAGAAACUGGAAACUGAAUGGAUGCCCAUCAGAGAAUGGCUGAAUUAGUUAUGAUAUAUGAAUGCUAUGGAAUAUUAUUAUUCUAUAAGAAAUGAUCAGGAGGAUGAUUUCAUAGAGGCCUGGAGAGGCUUACAUGAACUGAUACUAAGUGAAAUGAGCAGAACUAGGAGAUCAUGGUACAUGACAACAUCAGUAUUACAUGAUUACACAUUCUGAUGAAUGUGACUCUUUCCAGCAAUGAUUGAUGCCAUUCCAUUAAUCUUGUGAUGAAGAGAGCCAUUUACACUCAGAGAGAGAACUUUAGGAACUAAAUGUGGAUCACAACAUAACAUUCUUGCUCUUUUUGUUGUUCACUUGCAUUUUGUUUUCUUACUCAUUUACUUUUUUUUAAUCUGAUUUCUCUUGUGCAACAAGAGAAUUAUAUAAAUAUGUUUAUACAUAUUGGAUUUAACAUAUAUUUUAACAUGUUUAAUAUGUAUUGAAUUGCUUGCCAUCUAGGGGGAGGGGUGGGGGGAAGGAGGAGAAAAUCUAAAACACAAGGCUAUGCAAGAGUCAAUGUUGUCAAAUUAUCUGUACAUAUGUUUUAAAAAUAAAAAGCUUAUCAAAAAACAAACAAAAAAAAAAAAAAAACAA